Scleropages formosus (Asian bonytongue) is the source of this 835-nucleotide messenger RNA. It is a transcript of the gene cwc15, whose product is annotated as CWC15 spliceosome associated protein homolog. NCBI's taxonomy places the organism in Eukaryota, Metazoa, Chordata, Actinopteri, Osteoglossiformes, Osteoglossidae. Bases 72 to 776 code for a protein of 234 amino acids. Gene Ontology annotation, molecular function: RNA binding. Gene Ontology annotation, biological process: mRNA cis splicing, via spliceosome. Gene Ontology annotation, cellular component: catalytic step 2 spliceosome. The record is from RefSeq and is a predicted model, not a curated record. The transcript has 7 exons.
GGCGUCACGUGGUGCCACAAGAGCUCUCGGGAUAGCCUGGGUAGCUUCACUCAGUGGGAAAGGCGGCCAACAUGACAACUGCAGCAAGGCCGACGUUCGAGCCGGCGCGUGGUGGCCGGGGGAAGGGUGAGGGCGACCUCAGUGCCCUGUCCAAGCAGUACUCGAGUCGGGACCUCCCAGGGCACACCAAGAUCAAAUACAGGCAGCCCACCCAGGAUGCUCCAGAGGAGGUGCGUGGCCGUGACUUCCGCCGCGAGUUGGAGGAGAGGGAACGCGCUGCUGUCCGUGAGAAGACCAGGGAGAGGGGACCUCGUGAGCACACCACAUCUUCCUCAUCCUCUUCAAAGAGGCCUCGCCUGGACCAGAUUCCUGCAGCAAACUUGGAUGCUGAUGACCCGCUCACUGACGAUGAUGAGGAUGAUGAUUCUGAGGAGGACAGUGAUGACGAUGAUACUGCCGCUCUGUUGGCUGAACUGGAGAAAAUAAAGAAGGAGCGUGCUGAGGAGCAAGAGCGUAAGGAGCGGGAACAGAAGGCGGAGGAGGAGCGAAUCCGCAUGGAGAACAUUCUGAGUGGGAACCCUCUUCUCAACUUGGGGGGACAGCAGCAGAUAGGACAGGUCCAGACCAGCUUCAGCGUGAAGAGGAGGUGGGAUGACGAUGUGGUAUUUAAGAACUGCGCUAAGGGUGUGGAUGACUCCAAGAAGGAGAAGCGCUUCGUGAACGAUACUUUGCGCUCAGAGUUCCAUAAGAAAUUUAUGGAAAAAUAUGUGAAAUAGCUGGUCUUUUUGAGGCUGAUGGACUCUACAGGUAAGGUGGUACCUUUGUUCAUGGAACA